UUUAAUUGCAUAUAAUUUAUUCAUUUACAUUUACGCUUAUUCUCAAGUUUUAAAAACCAUAAAAUGUUUUAUGUUGAUUAUAGCAAUAGAGUACCGUUCGAACGUGUUUGUUUAUUGACGUUUGUCGAUGGUUUUCUGACGUGGUUUAGAGCCGCGCAGGUGUGUCUCUCGCGCAGGUGAGAGUCACGUGGCUUCACGCGCAGCUCUGUUUUCCGUCUGUUUCUGGGGAUGUCGUCGUCUCACGGCGCUAUAAAGCUCGCGCGGCGGAAGCGCGCUCAUUCCCGGCGCGGGACAGAGACGCACGAUGCUGGUUCUGAUCCGGCUGAUCUUCAUCUUCAGGACCGUCAUCUUCACCGUCAGCGCGGAGAAAGACUUUCACAGCAGAGAUCAUUCAGAUGAGAUCAACAGCAUCCACCAGGCGGAGCUCAUCACCGACACACACACUGCACAGCGGUUUCUGUCGAAGUAUGGCUUCAUGAAGGCCGCAGACGGUGAUGAUGCUCAGAUCCCGGCGGACGAGACGGAGAUCAGUCUCUCUCUGGAGCUUCAGGAGAGAGGAACCGAGUCCAGAUCUAGCAGUCCUGAUCUCCGGUUCGUCUCUGCCCUGAAGGAGUUCCAGCAGGUGUCCGGUCUACCCGUCACAGGUGUGUUUGACGAUGCCACUAAAGCAGCCAUGAAUAAACCCAGGUGUGGCGUCCCAGACCAGGACGAGGAGCUGGAGUCUACUGAACAAAUGUUAAACGACACGAGCGAGUCCAACAGCACCGCAAGACUCAACCUCACCGAUGCCGCCGUUAACACUGAACCUCACGAACAGAAACAGCGCCACCUGGCAGCUCUUCUGAGGACCAGGAGGAGGAGAGACGCCGGAGAAUGGAAGGGACACAUGGCCUUCUCCAAGGGCCUCCUGAAGUGGCGUCUGAUCGGAGAAGGAUACAGCAGUCAGCUGUCCAUCGACGAGCAGAAGUACAUCUUCAGACUGGCCUUCCGCAUGUGGAGCGAAGUCUCUCCGCUGCAGUUCGAGGAGGACACCCAGUCGCCUCUGGAGGACAUCGACAUCCGGCUGGGCUUCGGGACCGGACGUCAUCUCAAUUUCUGUUCUCAGCGCUAUAAUCUUAAUCUCUGUUCCGAAUAUCGGGAUCUCUGAUUCAAUCUCUGAUCUAAAUCACGCCUGGUUCUCGGAGACAUUCACUUCAAUCUCUGAGAUGAUGAACACUUCACCGUCCCAAACACGGGCAGCGGGAUCAGUCUUCUCAAGGUAGCGGUUCAUGAGAUCGGUCAUGUUUUAGGACUUCCUCACAUCUUCCGUCCCGGAUCCAUCAUGCAACCCAGUUAUCUUCCACAGGACUCCGGCUUUGAGAUCGACUGGAUGGACCGGAAAUCCAUUCAGAGUUUAUACGGUGUGUGUAAGGGACGCUUCAGCACCGUGUUUGACUGGAUCAGGAGGGAGCAGACGGCGUACGGCGAGGUGGUGGUGCGCUUCAACACCUACUUCAUGCGUGAGGGCUGGUACUGGCUCUAUGAGAACCGUAAUAACCGGACGCGGUACGGGGAUCCGGUGGCGGUGCAGGCCGGCUGGCGCGGGCUGCCCUCGAGCGGAGUGGACGCUUACAUUCACGUCUGGAACCGCAGAACUGACGCCGUCUACUUCUUCAAAGGAGUGCAGUACUGGCGUUACGACAGCGAGAACGAUCAGGUGCUCACCGCAGACGCAGACGGACGCUCUUAUCCUCGUCUGAUCUCUGAAGGCUUUCCCGGCGUGUCCGGACCGCUGGACACCGCGUACUACGACCGGAGAGACGCUCACAUCUACUUCUUCAAGGGCUCACGGGUGUUCAGGUUUGAUGUGCGCGAGAAUCGUCUGGCUUCUUCAUCUCCACAAAAACUGAGCGAGGUGUUUCCGGCCGUGAUCCCCGGAGACCAUCCGCUCAGGGACCUGGACGCGGCGUACUUCUCGUACACUCACAGCUCCGUGUUCCUGCUGAAGGGCCCGUGGUUCUGGAGGAUGGCGCGGGGUCGCAGGCUCAUGCCCCGCAGGGACGUGGAGCGCCAGUGGUUCGACAUCUGUGACGUUCACAGCAGCUCUCUGAGAACCGCUCGCAGGAGAUGAAGCGGAUGGGUGCCGUCAGGACGAGAGUCCAAACUGACCCGUUAACAUCCGGAGAAGACAAGAGACGAAUGAAAGCAAUCCAUAAUAAGUCUGGUCUGAAUCGGGAGAGAAUCAAAUACAUGAGAUGCACUUUUACAAGAGUGAGUCAGUUAUGAUUCAGUUCACAGGAAGUUAUUGCUCCGUCUCUAUUUCUGUGUGUUUUUUUAGUUCGAUGUUUAUUUCUGCAAAUCAGCAGCGCGACACAAGACUGGACAAAAACCUGAUUUAUACGGUUUGCUGGAGUAUGACUCUAUAUUUAUUAAGUUAUUUAUUCGUUUGUUAUUAACGGUUUGUGGAUGUUUAAUGUUUUUCCCGAGUUUUUUAUCAUAAAAAUCAUCCCUGUUUUACACAAUUCUGUGUCAGUUUUUACAUCAGCAGCUGAAGAUGUGAGUUUGUGCAGUUAAUAUUUUUUAUUUUAUAGCCUGGAAUAAAAUGAUAAAAUAUCCUAAUAUAUUAAUUACAUCUGCAGUGGAGCUCUCGGUUUAUCUUAAAGAAAAAGCCCUUCAUCAUGAUACCGAGAAUCAUUUAUAAAGCUAUAUUAAUAACCUGAAUGGCCUUUAUACCUCCAUUACUGUACUGUAACUAUACUAAAGAUAUAACAAUACACUUUAACUGUAAAAUAAAAGAAAUAUAUUAAA
This is a messenger RNA of Puntigrus tetrazona (Sumatra barb), 2787 nucleotides long. It is a transcript of the gene mmp21, whose product is annotated as matrix metallopeptidase 21. Lineage: Eukaryota; Metazoa; Chordata; Actinopteri; Cypriniformes; Cyprinidae. Gene Ontology annotation, biological process: extracellular matrix organization; collagen catabolic process; proteolysis. Gene Ontology annotation, molecular function: zinc ion binding; metalloendopeptidase activity. The record is from RefSeq and is a predicted model, not a curated record. Gene Ontology annotation, cellular component: extracellular matrix.